This is a messenger RNA of Platichthys flesus (European flounder), 3596 nucleotides long. It is a transcript of the gene diaph1, whose product is annotated as protein diaphanous homolog 1. The transcript is spliced from 11 exons. The record is from RefSeq and is a predicted model, not a curated record. Lineage: Eukaryota; Metazoa; Chordata; Actinopteri; Pleuronectiformes; Pleuronectidae. Bases 1 to 1428 code for a protein of 475 amino acids. Gene Ontology annotation, biological process: actin filament polymerization. Gene Ontology annotation, molecular function: actin binding; microtubule binding. Gene Ontology annotation, cellular component: actin filament; cytoplasm.
AUGCAGUUACGUGCCGUGAGUGCGUCAUUGCUGAAGACCUUCAUGGCCAGAAGAGCAGAGGGAGCCAAAAAGGAGCAGGAUGGUGGUGACGAGAAGCAGCUGCAGAAGAAAAAGGUGAAGGAGCUCAAGGUUAUUGACCCCAAGACAUCACAGAACCUCUCCAUUUUCCUGGGAUCGUUCCGUCUCCCCUAUGAACAGAUCAAGGAUGCCGUCCUGGAGGUCAAUGAGAAGAUCCUAACAGAGUCCCUGGUUCAGAACCUGGUCAAACAGCUGCCAUCAUCAGAACAGCUGAGUACCCUGGGAGAGAUGAAGGAUGAAUACGAUGACUUGGCUGAGGCUGAACAGUUUGGAGUAGUGAUGUCCUCCGUGAAAAAACUGAUGCCACGUCUCGAGGCCAUCCUGUUCAAGCUGCAGUUUGAGGAGCAGCUGAACAACAUCAAGCCGGAUGUGGUGUCUGUGACGGCAGCCUGCGAGGAGCUCAGGCAGAGCAAGAACUUCUCCACGCUGCUAGAGAUUAUCCUCCUCGUUGGGAACUACAUGAACUCUGGCUCUCGCAAUGGAAAGGCAUUUGGCUUCUCCAUCUCAUACCUGUGCAAGCUGCGUGAUACCAAGUCAGCUGAUCUGAAGCAGACACUGCUCCAUUUCCUCGCCAAUGUGUGCCAGGAGCAGUAUCCUGAUAUCAUGAGCUUUACAGACGAGCUCAUCCAUGUGGAAAAGGCCAGCAGAGUUUCUGCAGAGACGAUUCAAAGGAGCAUAGAACAGAUGGGCCGUCAGAUCAAGAACCUGGAGAAGGAUCUGGAAACCUUCCCUCCUCCGCAAAAUGACAAGGACCAGUUUGCAGAAAAGAUGUCUAGUUUUGUGGUCAGUGCCCAUGAGCAAUAUGAGAAGCUGGAUCUGAUGCAUAAGAAUAUGGAGAAGCAGUAUUCUGACCUGGGAGAAUAUUUUGUCUUUGACCCGAGAAAAAUGUCUGCUGAGGAAUUCUUCGGGGAACUCAACACCUUUAAGAACAUGUUCCAGCAAGCGGUGAAGGAGAAUCAGAAGAGGAGGGAGGCUGAGGAGAAGAUAAGGAAGGCCAAGCUGGCUCGGGAAAAAGCGGAGAAGGAGAAGGAGGAGAAACUGAAAAGGAACAAGCUCCCCGACAUCAACACAGAGGGUGAUGAAACUGGUAUCAUGGAUGGCCUGUUGGAGGCACUGCAGUCCGGUGCUGCUUUCAGGAGAAAGAGAGGACCCCGGCAAGCAGCCACCCACCGACGAGCUGGUAACGCAGUGACCAACAUCCUGGCCAAAGAGCUGAUGCAGGAGGACACGCCUUCGUUUAGUAAAGUGCCGGCGAAGAAGAGCAAGACCGAGGAGAAGGAGGAGCCCAAACUAGAAGGAGCCGAGUCGCUAGAGGAGUUACUGGAGGCUGCGCCCACUCGCUCUAAUUAGACGACACAUGCAGAAUGUUUUUACUCACUGAGAGGGUGAUGUACAGACAAAGAUAUAUUUCUGAGGCAUUCCAACGGGCCAACAUCUAUCUGAGAUUGUCUUACAGGGGAAACAGGGCCCGUGUUUUUCUGACCUUUGUCUUAACAGGAGCAACUUUGUGGGUAGCGCUGUCUGGGUCUUCUGUGAGGACGGACCGAGGCAGAGGAUGAGUGCGGGGCUCUCACCUCAGUUCUUGGAUGUCCCUCAUCAACCUUUCGAUCUUUGCCAUUGUCCUGAUAAUAUUCAUUUGCUUUUUUCAGCACGUGCACAUAUCUGUUUAUGUAUUUUUGUUUUUUUCUGUUUCCCUUUCUCCGUAUUUCUGCAUCUUUCACCUCACCCGUCGUUCAUCAAAUGGCAUUUUGAUAAAUUCCAAAGACUUAACUCAGGAGGGUUCCACCCAUUGUGUUGUGGUUAUGCCCAAAUUCCAAGUUAAGAUUGGGAACAUCUGGAAUUUGGCACUAUCCAGCAGGUGCUUCAUAGAUUUCUCUGGAGGUUUCAGCCACAAGCAGUUUGCGCUUUUUGAUUUAUAAUUUUUUUUUACAUACAACAAACUGUGUUACAUCUACAUAAUAUACUGUAUGUUACUGUUUGUAAAUGUUAAUCAUUUUUGCUGUAUUGUUGAUGAAAAAGUGCCAACCAAUAGAAAUCCAGUCUUGUCAAUUCCCUUCCUGGUUUUGUCCUGUCACAGUUUGCACUGCGGUGGUGUGUGGACCAGUCAGACAGCAGUCGUCACCUGGGUGCGUUUUCGUUUUGUUUGCUUGUUUGAGUUGGGAUGUUGAGGAUUUAUUAACACAAACAUGUCUUAAAUGUGUUGCCACAAAUGCACACAACGGUAAAGAAAACUUUUCAUUCACGAACAUUAAUGUUCUCACAAACCUACACGGUGAAGUUAAGUUAGGGGAGAAAGUUUUUUCACAGUCACUUGAACCAAAAAAAAUUUAAAAAGGGUGUUUCCGUACAAAACCUAGUCUGAGCAGUUUGCAUGCCUGUGUGCGCGUGUAUGAGAAUGACUGUGUGUGUUUGUGUCAGUCAGAAGCAUAAGCCGCCUAUAUUUAGCCUUGUGUGUACUAUCGACUCCCUACAAGUGUCUGUGUUUGUGCAUGUAUGCUCGAGUGCGCAUGUGUUUUGCCAUCUGUAAUUACUGUACGGUACCGACCAUGCUGUCAUAAAUGUUAGGUUUCACAAGCAGCUUUGUGGUCGUUCUGCUGAGAAUAUAGCACACUGGAAAACUGCCCAAAAACUGCUAAGACAAGUAUGUAUGUGUGUGUGUGUGUGUGUGAGUGUGUGUGUGUGUGUGUUCGCCCUCCUCCCCUCCCACUGAACUGCAGCAGAAGUUGCUGAAUGUCUGGCCUUGCUUCCACUGGUAUUCGGCAGGCGGCAGCAGACAUGUUGCCAUGAUGCUGCGGUGUAAUAUCUGACAGGAAUCCUGAGAGGUGAUGUCAGCUGCUCCACACGAUAUUUAUUCCUAUGCAAACGCAAUAGUGUAGCGUGUACUCUCUCGCCCUGCCAACCUCAGGACAUAAAAAAAAAAAAACACUGGGCCAACUUAGGUGAUUUUUAUCAACCCGCUGACCGGAGAUCAGUGCGUGGUGUUGCCGAAGGGGAAGCUCGAUAGCUGCAGAAGUUCCGAAUUUUAGGAGUUUUUUUUAAAUCGCAACACCCCAAGUGAUAACAUGACAUUUCCAUAUAUAUCUAUAUAUCUAUAUAUCUGGAUGAACUGGCACUUAACAUAUCAAAAUAAAUGAGCUUCUUUCAGAACAGCAGGAGGAGACAUCUUUGUUCUGAUCUCGUGCUUAAGUCUCAUACAGGAACACUGAUUUAUAAUUGGGUGCAAAACCCUAUAGACCACUGCACCUGCUCUGAAGUGCAAAAUAUGUUCUAAACCAGAGAGAGAAAAUGAAAGGAUAUAACAUCACUGGAAUAUUUUCUGCUUCUUCUUUUUUUAAAUUUUAGUCAUUCCCUUUGCUCUUAAAUUCUUUAUUUUAAGAGAAUGUUUUCUAUGUGAAUUUUUACAGUUGAUUGUUUUAACGUAUUUGAUUGUUUUCUCCAAGAUUUCCCUAUGUACACAGAAUAAUGCACAUAGUCGUUCUGUUUGCUGCACGAAACUUAAUAAAAAUGUCUCAAGAAAG